Messenger RNA from Mytilus californianus (California mussel), 6926 nucleotides. RefSeq names its product serine/threonine-protein kinase NIM1-like. Gene Ontology annotation, biological process: microtubule cytoskeleton organization; protein phosphorylation; intracellular signal transduction. Gene Ontology annotation, cellular component: cytoplasm. The transcript has 4 exons. The record is from RefSeq and is a predicted model, not a curated record. Lineage: Eukaryota; Metazoa; Mollusca; Bivalvia; Mytilida; Mytilidae. Gene Ontology annotation, molecular function: tau-protein kinase activity; ATP binding; protein serine/threonine kinase activity. The coding region runs from base 234 to 1535 and encodes 433 amino acids.
UGUUGUUGCUAGUAGUAACGCCAAGCGCUUUACCUAUUUCCUGCUUUAUUUCAUGCUGUUUACCUGUUUUCAUCAACCAGUGCAGCAAAGAUCAGAUUGUUGUGACAGGUGUUGUAGACAGGUGAUCCUAUGUGUUAAUUGAUCAAUUGAUGCACAGUAAAUAGUUAUGAACAGUUAUCUGGCUAUGGAACUGACAUAGAAUCUGUCAUCAUGGUAAAUAUUAAACUGGUGAUAUGGUGGAAACUCAUAUGAUGAAAGAAGUUUCCAACAAUAAUCAGUCUGAGAUGUUAAAUGGAGAAGCUGCAAACCCAGCAGAAGAGACAAAAGAACCUCAGACUUCAGAGGAAGAACCAAAACAGCGUAAAUCUACUGCUUACGAACGCCUUUCAUUUGAUUUAACAAAUGAUCAAAGAUGCUUGAAAGAAAUAACUUUAGGAAAAAGGAUUGGGUUUUACAGAAUUCGUGGAGAAUUAGGGAGUGGAAAUUUUUCUCAAGUUAAAAUGGGAAUCCACGCACUAGUCAAAGAAAAAGUUGCAAUAAAAAUAAUAGAUAAAACAAAGCUAGAUCAGAAAACACAGAGACUUCUUUCUCGUGAAAUAUCAAGUAUGGAAAGACUUCAUCACCCAAAUAUUAUACGUUUAUACGAGGUAGUAGAGACAUUAGCAAAAAUGCACAUUGUAAUGGAAUAUGCAGGAGGAGGAGAACUUUUUAAUAAGAUAUCAAAUGAUGGAAAGAUGGCAGAAUCAGAGGCUAAAAGUAUUAUGGCUCAAGUUGUAGCAGGAGUUAGUCAUAUGCACAGAUACCAUAUUAUUCACAGAGAUCUUAAGGCAGAAAAUGUGUUCUACGCAGGACCAAAUAUUGUUAAAAUUGGAGACUUUGGUUUUAGUACAAUAAGUCGUGUAGAUCAAACUCUCAAUACUUUCUGUGGUUCACCUCCUUACGCAGCUCCAGAGUUAUUUAAAGAUGAGAAUUAUUAUGGAAUCUAUGUGGAUAUUUGGGCUUUAGGAAUAAUGUUAUAUUUUAUGGUGACUGGCAUUAUGCCAUUUCGUGCAGAAACUGUUGCUAAAUUGAAAAAGUGUAUAUUGGAUGGUGCUUAUACAAUACCUUCAUAUGUGUCUACUACAUGUCAGUUUCUAAUUAAAAGUAUUCUCAAACCAAUUCCACAGGACAGAUUUACACUCGAACAAAUAGAAAAAAGUGAGUGGUUAGAAGGUUGUGAAUUCCCAGAAGAGUUAGAGCCCUAUAAUCUUAAUCCAAACCAUAAUAAUGGUGAACUAUCAACAGAAGAAAAAGAAACUCGUCAAAUUUUAUUAGAUUUAGGAAUAAGCGAUGAACAUUUUAAAUCAGGACAUAGAGAUUCUCGCAGCAGUAUCACUGGUGCCUACAGAAUAAUACUACACCGAGUACAGAAGAAAAGUCAUGGUAUGCUAGAGUCUGAAGAGUCCCAACAAAAACUGAAUCAGAGUAUUAAUCCUCGGGAUGCAGCUCCUGGUGCAGCACAACAGAAACAGUCCAAACUUUGUGUUAUAUUAUGAUGAUUGUCACUUUUAGAUUAGUAAUUAUUUUAUUCUUCAUGUCACCAUGUGGCAUGUAAUUGAAGUAUGAAAAAAAGGGAACUGCCAAAACUUCUUUUUUAUUUGUGAUCAGUAUUAAUUUUUGUUUGGCUCUUCUGAGAUCAGUAUUUUGAUGACAAGGAUAAACUUUGUAAUUUAAAUUAUUCAUGAAAAUUGAUUAGUUUAUAGUAUAAAAUUCAAAAUAAUAAUACAUUGCAAAUUGAAUUUCCUCUUUACAGGAAAUGUUAUUAAUUUUUUUCUAACUUUUUCAAAAUUACACAAAUUGAUGGUUAAAUUUUCAUUAAAACUGGCAAAUUCAGUAAUAAAAAAGAUUAUAAAACAUUUCUACUGAAAUGGAAUUCGAAGAAGAGUAAGGAAAAUGGGAAAUCAUGUUUUCUUUACCAAUACACAAGAGUAAUAGAAGUAAACAAAUCUACUGACAAUUGCUAAAUAGAUUGGUAGUGAAGAACAAUGAUCCUGUCAUUAAAUUGUAUACACAAAUCUUAUGCAUGUAAUAGCAAGUUUUAUGUAGCAAUAGCUUUUAACUAAAAUUGAUCUAUAAACCUUACAGAUUUCCUGAGUAUAAAAAUAAGUGGUUAAAAUAUUGAUUAUUAUGAGGUAAAAAUCUAUUGAAAGUGCUGAGAUUAUCUUUAAAUGAAUGAUUAUCAUGAAACAAAUACUGGUAGUAAUUAUACCCCUGCUUUAAAGGACUAGGAAUACUGGUUUACUUCUGUCUUUGCUCCUGUACCCCUGCUCUAAAGGACCAGGAAUACUGGUUUACAUCUGUCUUUGCUCCUAUACUCCUGCUUUAAAGGACUAGGAAUACUGGUUUACUUCUGUCUUUGCUCCUGUACCCCUGCUCUAAAGGACCAGGAAUACUGGUUUACUUCUGUCUUUGCUCCUGUACCCCUGCUCUAAAGGACCAGGAAUACUGGUUUACAUCUGUCUUUGCUCCUAUACUCCUGCUUUAAAGGACUAGGAAUACUGGUUUACUUCUGUCUUUGCUCCUGUACCCCUGCUCUAAAGGACCAGGAAUACUGGUUUUACCUCUGUCUUUCCUUCUAAUAUAUGUGCCAGUCUUUCUAUCUAUCACACAAUAGACUAAGCUUGUGAGUAAAUGGUACAAAAUGUUUUUUGGACAAUUUAAACUGUGUGACAAGUUUUUCGGAUCAUUUGCCUGUGUACCUAAUGUUUGUUAAAUACAUGUUAUUACACUUACAUUGUUGUACACAUGCAGCUACAGAUCAUGAGAGCCAUUUUUAAAAGUUCCUUAAACAUGUAGCUUUACCCAAUAACACAUUUUUAGGUCAAUCAUCUCUUGUCAACUUUGUUUUUGUCAAAUUCAUGUAUUUUCUUCCAAGGUUAAUACUUAAAUAUAAAAUUGCUGUGACAUUUUUUAGGAAGUACUAUUUAUAGCUUCUCGAUAUUUAGUAUCACUAUAAAUUAUGCUUGAUCUAUUCAUAAGCCAUGAAAUGAGAUUUGUUUCAGAUGUUGGUCCCUUUCUUUUGUUUCUCAUUUGCCAGAUACAUAGGCUCCUUCAUUUGAAAUAAACAUACACAUUUAAAUGUAAAAAAAAUAGCAUUUUCAGCAAAUAGUAAUCAAAAUUUCUUGACAUAAAUGGUACAACAUGCUAAACCCCCUGUAGCAUGUAUUGAUAUUGACAGUUUGUCUACAUCAUGUAAGCUGAUAACGUAUUUCCAGCAAGACCUGGGGUAUAUAUUAAUGAGCCAGUAAAUUAUAUUGAAAAUGUUGAUUAUGAAUAAAUAUUUUGUUAUAAAAAAUGUUGAUUACCGGUAUUAUAAAGGAGUAGGUCCAGUAAGACCCCUUUUUGGACCCAAAAUAUAGCAGUUUUACAAAAUUGUUAAAAUGUAAACUUUUAGCUAUUUAUUGAAAAGUAGAAUACUUCUGCUACAUAAAUUCGGGCUUUUUUUGACAAUACAAUGCACAUAUAUCGAGUACUAACAUCAUUAAUUCAGGGUAAAUUACUGAAAUCUUCACAACUGUAGCAUUUGAGUUAAAUUUUAGACGGUUUCUGUCUUAAAUGGAAGUGGCCGCAUUUGUGUUCAUUCUUUAUAUUGAAAUGUAAGUUGUAUUUGAUGAUAAUACAUAACAUAUAUAAAGGGUGAGAGUGAACACGGAUGCGGCCACUUUCAUUUUUGACAAAAACCAUCUGAAAAGUGAUAUAUUAUGGCAUAUUUGAUCGAUUUUUCAUAUUUAAGCUUGAAUUUGAGCGUCUGAAAUGACUAAAUCAGUUAAAAUCUUUCACAUUAACUAAUUGAAUCGACUGAAGUAGACACUUAAGUGUUUAAAAAGUGUCCAAAAUCUUUCAUCAGAUGAACCUGAAAUUUGAGGCCAAAAUCGGCCCUUACCGGUCCUACUCCUUUCUUCUUAUUAAAAAUGUGAUUAUCAUAUUUUAAAAAAACAACCCUUAUUGUCAUAUUGGUGCAAGUGUGAAUACAUUUGUUGAUUUUAUGAUUUAUUUUUUAAUGUAACUUUAAUAAUUAACAGAAAUGUACUAUUGAUAAUAAUGAGAAAAUUGUCUGAAACCUUGUUAAAAAGUUUCUAGACUCCCCAGAUUAGUUAUAAGUGCUAUUUGUAAGAUUUCAUGGCAUAAAGAUUGUGUUAGCUUUUGCCAUAACUUUUCAUCUGUAAAAAGACUCAUCCAUCUGUGAAAUUUUAUUAUUUUAACUUAUAGUAUGCAUUGGCUGGUUGAAACCAAAUUCCUCCCCCCACCCCCAUUUACUCAGAUUAUAUCAACCUUUUCUCAAGCAUCUUUGUCACUUUAAACCAACUAAAUAAAAGAAUACAGAUUGUUAAUUUGGACAUGAUAACUUGUAGCAAAAUCAUUAGCCUAUAAAGAAACAAAAAACAGGCAACCAAUUAAAAACUGAUAGGACAGCCAAAAUUUGAAUAGGCAAAGUGUUGCAACUUCUCAACUCUCCUCAUUCUGAAAAUGCAAACAUAGUCAUAUUUGGAUGAUGUUCAACUGUUCAUGCAUACAUUUACAGUUUUAUAUAAAGCUCAUUAGUUUGAUAUGAAGUAGGUCAAAUUACCAGUAAAUUCAACAUGAAAAAUAUUGAAUCACUUAUAUGUUUAGAACUUAUUUCAAGGAUUGAAUUUAUGAUGUGCAAAGAAUGAUUUUUAUUAUUCCAUACUCAUUUCUUUAUAAUAUCUGCUUAUUAAUAAGGCAAUUAAUUUUUUUAGUUAGUUUACUUAGGUUUUAUUAUUUUAAUUUUGGUAAGUUUUCUGGUCCUUUAGCUGUUACAGAAAGUGUUCAGUGUUGAUGGAUGUACAGACAAGAAAUCCGAAAAUUGGCUAGGGAAAAAACAUUAGCAAUGGUGAUGAUGAGACUUUUAUUUUUUAGUUUGAGUCCCAUCCCAAUCAGGUGAUACUGUGAGCCUCUGAUUUCUGUAAUUUAAUAUUUAUUUUUUUGUAUAUAUACAUAAAUGUGAUCUGAAUUAACAAGGCUGUGAUAUUUUAUGAUGUGGUUUCAUUUUUAAUUCUUGAAAACAAUGUUGAAGAACAGAUUUUCUGUUUCAUAUUUAUGUAUACAUGUACUUUGAGAAUAAAGUACAUAUAUUUAUCCUCUCUAGAUAAAUUUCAUUAUGAUAAUUUCAAUGCUAACAUAUACACUUUUUCUGUGGAGAAAUCUUAGGAAAAUAUUUUUUAAUAUAUAUCGUCUUUUUACAAUUUUUCAUAAAUAUUUAUAUACUGUUUUGUAAUAUGUGUUACACAAAUUUAGAAAGUUUAAUUUACAUAAAUUGUAUUACUGUUUUUGUCAAUAAUAUUAACAACAGAUUAAAGAUAUUUGUUGUUUUUUAUUGAUCCUGAAAUUAAACACAAAACGUGAUAUAAUUUUAAUGCAGCAUAUUUUGAUUGUUAACGUACGUGAUUACAACAUUUAUGACAGAACCUAGUAAUGAAAUUGUUUAAUUUUCCUUAUAUUGAUUUGAAGAUAAUUGUAUUAUUAAAGUACAAUCAAAAUGGAAAGUAACUAAAUUAUGUUUUAAUUUCCCUUCUGGUCUCAUUUUUGUUUCAAAAUUAGUUUACAUAUUUAAAUCCCUAAGAAAGUUGUUAGUUAACAUGUACUGAAUCAAAAGGCCCAUAUAAAAACUAGAACAAGCCUGUAUAUUAUACAAGCUGUAUUUAAAGUUUAGCCAGUGUUUAUAUUUGUUUAAUAAUACACUGUACUGUUACUAUUAAUGAACAAUGAACUGCGUGACAGGUUAUUUAACUGAUCUUAUUUUGAAGGCAUGGCUUUAGAGAAGGAUUUGUAUGGAAAAACAUUGGACAGUUUAUGACCCUGAUAAAAAAGGAGGCAAAAACUUCACGUUUUUGUUUUUUUAUUUUUUUUUAUUUUUUUUGUGGGGGGGGGGGGGGGGGGGGGGAUAGAGGUUAGGAUGCAUUUUGGACAACCAUAUUUAUAUUAAGAAGGAAAUAUUGUGAAUAUAUGAAAAUGUGAAUUUAAAUGCAAAAAAAAUAUCAAUGUAAGAAAAUCCACGUCAUAUAACUACACUACUGUCUACAUAUUCCAUUAUAUUAAUGUUCUGUUUCUAUAUAUUUAUUACUGAUGUCAUUAGGUCUCUGGUGGAGAGUUGUCUCAUUGGCAUAGAAAUAAAGAAGAGUUAAGGAUACUUUUCAGAUUAGUGCUUACAUUGUUAAUUUUAAUAAGAAUUCAAGUAAAAUACAGCAUUACAAAGUUAUAAGACUUGUUAUUAGAUCUUAUUUUUAUGAAAUAUUUGUUAAAAUCUUAGUAUUAUAAUCUAUAUUUUAUAUGAAGUUGUCGAUAAGAGGAUUUUUUGAGUGGCAAAGAUGAAACCAACCCUAUAGAAGAAAUUCUUUCAUAUUUUCUGUGUUGCUGCACUAAAAUCAUGUGGUAAAACAAUUACCCAUCAGUAUUCUAAAUCAAAUAUUUUAAGUUGUUAGUUUGGUUUCUUUUUACAUUGUUACAUGGUAAUGUGUAUUAGUUCAAUGUCCAAAAGGGAGGGAACAUAGAUAACAGGAAACAAAUUUAUUUGAAAAAAAAAGAAAAGAUUGUUUGAUUCAGAGGAGGAAACGAGACAAGAAUAUGUAAUUGUAUUGUUGACUGAUGUUUUACAUUUUUUUAUUGCAAAGCAAUACUUAAAUUUAUAAAAUUUCUUUGCAUUUGUUCAAAUUUCAUCCAAAUGCAUUUCCAAAAACAAUAAGUAGAAUCUUUGUACACAUUUACAUUUGGAUAUUUGAUUGAAUCUCCAACAAUUUGUGAUCUUUCAGUGUGGUAGAAUAGGAAUUAUUUUGUGUGUAAUUUUGUAUAAAUUGUUAAUUAUUGUAGACAUUCCAAUCUGGUUGUUGACAAUUCAUUUACAAAUGAAAUAAAAAAUAAGAAUAAGUCUU